Anastrepha ludens (Mexican fruit fly) is the source of this 2810-nucleotide messenger RNA. RefSeq names its product ATP-dependent RNA helicase DHX15 homolog. Gene Ontology annotation, molecular function: ATP binding; RNA binding; RNA helicase activity. The coding region runs from base 131 to 2320 and encodes 729 amino acids. Gene Ontology annotation, cellular component: spliceosomal complex; intracellular anatomical structure. The record is from RefSeq and is a predicted model, not a curated record. NCBI's taxonomy places the organism in Eukaryota, Metazoa, Arthropoda, Insecta, Diptera, Tephritidae. The transcript is spliced from 7 exons.
UCGUGUUCUUUUCUUUACAACAAAAGUUGCACAAACGUGUGUUUUUCGCGUGCAUUUUUUUGUUAAAUAUCGUUUAGAAACGUUCUAUAAUUAACAAAUUCCCUUUAAAUAACAGUUAAUUGCAAAGAAAAUGUCAAAAAGACGCAUAGAAGUGGGCGAGACCUAUAAUACGAAGUCGAAAAAAGAAUUCGAUGUGUCUGCAACCUCAUUUAACAACACCGCUGCAGCAGCUCCUGUUGCUGGUGCGGUAGCUAGCGCCUCACGCCAGCCGGGUAAUGUAAAUCCCUACAAUUUGAAGCCCUUUACGCAGCGCUAUUUCAAUCUCUACAAGAAGCGCAUCACUCUACCAGUAUUUGAAUAUCAAGCAGAUUUUAUGCGCCUAUUGAAUGAACAUCAAUCUAUUGUUUUGGUCGGUGAAACCGGUUCCGGCAAAACCACACAAAUACCCCAAUGGUGUGUUGAAUUUGCUACGUCCAAAGGUAAAAAAGGUGUUGCAUGUACACAACCACGUCGUGUGGCCGCUAUGUCUGUUGCACAGCGUGUUUCAGAGGAAAUGGAUGUGAGCCUUGGUGAGGAGGUCGGCUACUCUAUACGUUUUGAAGACUGCUCAUCAGCAAAAACAGUGCUUAAGUAUAUGACGGACGGUAUGCUGUUGCGUGAAGCCAUGUCGGACCCUAUGUUGGAACAGUAUCAAGUUAUAUUACUUGAUGAGGCCCACGAACGUACUUUGGCCACAGAUAUUUUAAUGGGUGUUUUAAAAGAGGUCAUAAGGCAACGGAAUGAUCUAAAAUUAGUGGUGAUGUCAGCUACUUUAGAUGCAGGCAAAUUUCAACAAUAUUUCGAUAAUGCACCUUUGAUGAAUGUGCCGGGUCGUACACAUCCUGUCGAGAUUUUCUAUACACCUGAACCAGAACGUGACUACUUAGAAGCAGCCAUACGCACUGUUAUACAAAUUCACAUGUGCGAAGAUAUUGAAGGUGAUAUAUUGAUGUUUUUAACUGGUCAGGAAGAAAUCGAAGAGGCAUGCAAGCGUAUAAAACGUGAAACAGACAACUUGGGCUCCGAUAUAGGCGAACUGAAAUGUAUUCCCCUCUACUCCACUCUGCCCCCAAAUUUACAACAACGUAUUUUUGAGCCUGCACCACCGCGAAAUGCCAAUGGUGCAAUCGGGCGCAAAGUAGUCGUUUCUACCAAUAUUGCUGAAACUUCACUUACAAUUGAUGGUGUCGUUUUCGUGAUUGAUCCGGGCUUUGCAAAACAAAAAGUCUACAAUCCACGUAUACGAGUGGAGAGUUUGCUUAUUUCAGCAAUUUCAAAGGCUUCAGCACAACAACGCGCUGGUCGUGCUGGGCGUACACGCCCGGGCAAAUGUUUCCGCUUGUACACGGAGAAGGCGUAUAAAAACGAAAUGCAGGAUAAUACAUAUCCUGAAAUUUUGCGCUCAAAUUUGGGCACUGUGGUGUUGCAACUGAAGAAACUCGGUAUUGAUGAUUUGGUGCACUUUGAUUUCAUGGAUCCGCCUGCGCCAGAGACACUUAUGCGUGCACUGGAAUUGCUUAAUUACUUGGCUGCGCUGGAUGAUGAUGGCAAUCUUACCGACUUGGGUGCAGUUAUGUCUGAAUUCCCAUUGGAUCCGCAGUUGGCUAAAAUGUUGAUUGCCAGCUGUCAACAUAACUGCUCGAAUGAAAUACUUUCCAUAACGGCUAUGCUGUCGGUGCCACAAUGCUUUGUGCGCCCGAAUGAGGCUAAGAAGGCUGCAGAUGAGGCCAAGAUGCGCUUUGCACACAUCGACGGUGAUCACUUGACACUACUGAAUGUCUACCAUGCUUUCAAACAGAGUAGCGAAGACCCCAAUUGGUCUUAUGAGAAUUUCAUAAAUUUCCGUUCGUUGAAAUCAGCCGAUAAUGUGCGUCAACAGCUUGCGCGUAUAAUGGAUCGUUUCAAUUUGAAGCGCAGCAGCACCGAAUUCACAUCCAAAGAUUAUUAUGUCAAUAUACGUAAAGCGUUGGUGCAGGGCUUCUUCAUGCAAGUGGCGCAUUUAGAGCGCACCGGUCACUACUUGACCAUCAAGGACAAUCAAAACGUACAGUUACAUCCAUCCACUUGCCUGGACCACAAACCCGAUUGGGUCAUCUAUAACGAAUUUGUGUUGACUACGAAAAAUUAUAUACGCACAGUUACAGAUAUUAAACCGGAAUGGUUGCUCACUUUAGCGCCGCAAUACUACGAAAUGACAAACUUUCCACAAUGCGAAGCUAAAAGGCAACUAGAAAUGCUGCAGCAGCGUCUGGAGUCGAAGCAGUAUCAAAAAGGAUUUUAGUUUAAACGCUGAUAAAUUGCGUGUGUUUAUUCCAAAAGUUUUGCAUUCAUUUACGGUUUACUGAAUAUUAACAUCAAAUUGUUUGAAUACAAAUAGUUUAAAAAAUAAAAUUUGUAACUUCAAGAUAAUCAGCUGCUAACUAAGAAAAUCAGUCCAUACAGUACUGGUAAAGGUAUUUUAAAAAAGGCGUUUAAUGGUCGGGUGGAUGUGUCCAAAUUUGAAUACCAUGAAUAGAAAUAGUACGGAAUGUGUUUUAGAAUUGUUUUGAAGCAUGAGCUUACAUAUACGAGUAUAUAUAUAAAUAAAAUAAAUAAAAAAAAAAAAAUUAUACUUGCAGAACAUUGCUGCUAAAGCAAUUUUUGACAACUAUACUUAUAUAUACACCUACUAUUAUCUACUAUUGCCGAAAUUAUGGUUUAGCAAGUCAUUUGAUGCGUUUUAUUUAAAUGGAAUUCAUGAGAAAUUCUAAAAUAAAUGGAUAAGGAAAAUA